Messenger RNA from Ruditapes philippinarum (Manila clam), 1907 nucleotides. Its product is annotated as vascular endothelial growth factor receptor 1-like. Bases 399 to 1319 code for a protein of 306 amino acids. The record is from RefSeq and is a predicted model, not a curated record. The transcript is spliced from 8 exons. Lineage: Eukaryota; Metazoa; Mollusca; Bivalvia; Venerida; Veneridae.
AUUUUCUUUUUAUAUGCAGAAAUGAUGGCGGCAUAUUUUUACGAGUAUUUUAUCCGGAUCGUCAUGAUGCUGGUAUUUAUACAGUUAUUGCCUUAGUUAAAGAUGUAAAUGCAUCGCUGGAUGUACGCCUAAUAGUGGAGUAUUUACCUGAAGUGAAUAUUACGUCAAGUAACGGAGGCUCAGAAUUCUACCUUACUGACGUUGAGUAUAAAAUCAUCUGCAGUUUUAAAUCAGUCCCGCUUACCAAAAGGAUUGACUGGUUUGAACAAACUUGUGAAAGUCCAACAAAUUGCAGCAUUCAGGGCAAUAAAUGGGAACCCGUCAGCUUUAUUUCCGGUUUAGACUUGUAUCCGAAACUGGUCAAUUUCAAGGCCGUCAAUCAAACUGUUGUAAGUGAGAUGAUUGUGAAGGACUCGGUGACAGGAAGUUAUAAAUUUUACAAAUGUCAAGGUCACAAUACAGUUGGCUCAAGAUCGGCAACUAUACCAUAUGUAGCAACAGAUGUGAAAAAUGGAUUUGAAACCUGGGUACUUGACAGGUAUCCUUUUGUUGGGGAUACGAUAAAGUUGUAUUUUAAAGCAAGUAUUUUGAAGUAUUCGAACCUGACCGUCAUGAACCGAACUCAUGUGGCACAAGUUGACCCUGGCUGGGAUAUGGAUAGAACAAAUAUAACAUACGUUAGUGAGAACCAUGGGAUAAAAAUCGUCGUAACAAUUAGCCCAAUUUCAAAGUUUGACCAGUAUGAAUUUGUGUGUUUUGGUUAUGAUGCUCAUGGAAGAAAAAUAGAACAUUCACUUGGAAAAUUAAAAUUGACUGUAAGAGAUAUUGUACUUCCACAUUUUUUGACUGAACGCAAAAUGGUAUUUUUCGAAGAUAAUAGUUUUGCGUACGACUGUGAGGUGGGAGGCCUGCCAAUACCUGAUGUAUACUGGUACAAAGAUUCUAGGAGGUUUGACCAGAAUAAUAUUACAGAAGGAUACAAAAUUACUGAUGACGGUCAGAGAUUGAGAAUACACGCAACGGAUUCGAGUUUUGACGGACUUUAUGCAUGCACUGCAGAGAACAGAGGCGGCUCCGCUUUUAGAAGGUUCAAUUUUACCUAUGAGGAGUCGCACCGCCCGUCACCGUCUAUGUCGAUGUCGUGGACAACAAUCGUCAUAAUUGUUUGCUGCGCUAUUAUUGCCACAAUUAUUAUUAUUGUGAUGUGCUUGUUUUGUAUAAAGAAGAGGAAAAAGUCUGUAAAACCUCCAAACAACUUAGAACAGAUUUUGAUGAAACGCAGACAGGAAACAGAAGGAAAUCCGUAUGCCACUUGUUAACAAACAAAUGCGCCCGCGUUGCAUUGACGUCUUUAAUGACGUCACAGACUUGUUGAUAUAUAAAACGUAUCUGUUUUACUUAUAUUGCUUGUUAUAGCUAUUUAUUGACUCUUUAAUGCAUGAAAUAUAACAUGGUAAAAUAAUUGGAAUAGUAUGUACAAGCAGAGAUGUAAGUAACGGAAAUGUGGAAAUGUAUUUUAGCUCCGUAGUACAACAAACUGGCAUUGGCUAUGCAAGAGAGUCCAGGAAACUUCACAUAAGUUUCGUUCACGUAAUAUCUUGUGUAUGAUAAGAUAAAUUGGCAAAGAAACAUCUUCAUCAAGCUACAGUGAAACAUUUUAUCUAAGGAAUAGCCUUCAAUAUUUUAUUUUAAAAUAUUUCACAUUUUCGCGAGAUACUCGACAAUUCAGAAGGUCUUCCCCUUAGAAUCGAAAGAGCUUUUAAUAUGGCUACAAUAAUUCGACGAGUUUAUAAUCAGUUUGAAGUGAAUGAUAGUCAUAUUUUAAUUUUGUAAACAAUCAUUUUUUGUUAAUGUAGGUACAAUUCGUUCAUGUAAAGUUACUCAUACCAUAAAUCAUGUAAAUGGUG